AUGGGUGAUAUUGUGGAUAAGUAUCAAAAUGCCUUUGUCCUGGGAAGACAAAUGUUUGACAACUGUUUUAUCUCUCAUGAAAUAAUCAAUUGGGUGAGAAGAAGGAAGAAAGGAAAUAACUUUGCAGGGAUUAUCAAGGUGGAUCCAAGCAAAGCAUACGAUAGGAUUAGAUGGGAUUUUGUCGAAGCUAUGCUUAGGAGGAUGAAAUUCCCAGAUCGUUGGGUGAUUUGGAUCAUGCAGUGUAUUUCAAAAGUUUCUUAUUCAGUUCUGGUUAAUGGUGAACCUUCCAAAGUAUUCUCUCUCUCUGUGGGCCUUCGCCAGGGAGAUCCCCUCUCCUCCUACAUCUUCAUUCUCUGCAUGGAAGUCCUUUCGAAGAAUCUCUCGAAGCUUCAAGCUUCAAAGGAUUUGGAAGGCCUAAAGAUUGCCAGAAGCGCUCCUUAA
Molecule: messenger RNA, 441 nt
Organism: Beta vulgaris subsp. vulgaris (sugar beet)
Lineage: Eukaryota; Viridiplantae; Streptophyta; Magnoliopsida; Caryophyllales; Amaranthaceae
Product: secreted RxLR effector protein 78-like
Exons: 1
Coding region: 1-441 (146 amino acids)
Source: RefSeq, a predicted model, not a curated record